AUGGCGCAAGAUCCUCGAGAAUACAUGCAGCGGCUGCAAAAAGCCAUACAGCAACGGCAAGGAGGGUUUGGAGGUGGUGGUGGCCUGCCUGGUGGAGGCGCUGCUGGGAGAGGUCUUUUUGGCCUCAUUGCUCUAGGUGUUGGCGCCGCGGUCAUUUCCAAUUCCAUCUUCAACGUCGACGGUGGUCACAGAGCUAUCAAGUACACGAGGAUAGGUGGUGUUAAGAAAGAAAUCUACGCUGAAGGAACCCACAUCAAGAUCCCAUGGUUUGAAACACCCAUCGACUACGAUGUCCGAGCCAAGCCGAGAAACGUCGCCUCUUUGACAGGAACAAAAGACUUGCAGAUGGUCAACAUCACCUGCCGUGUCCUAUCGAGACCGAACGUAGAUGCUCUACCCCAGAUAUACAGAACUCUCGGCACCGACUACGAUGAGCGAGUCCUCCCAUCCAUUGUCAACGAAGUCCUCAAGGCCGUCGUAGCUCAAUUCAAUGCCAGUCAACUGAUCACUCAGAGAGAAAACGUAGCCAGGCUAGUCAGAGACAACCUCGCCCGACGCGCCGCCAGAUUCAACAUCAUCCUCGAUGACGUCUCACUCACACAUCUCGCCUUCUCCCCCGAAUUCACCGCCGCUGUCGAAGCCAAGCAGGUCGCUCAGCAAGAAGCCCAACGAGCAGCCUUCAUUGUCGACCGAGCUAGACAAGAGAAGCAAGCUACCAUUGUCCGAGCACAGGGUGAGGCCAGAUCCGCCGAGCUGGUCGGCGAAGCCAUCAAGAAGAGCCAGAGUUACGUUGAUUUGAGACAGAUUGAGAACGCAAGAAACAUCGCCUCGAUAUUGCAAGAGGCUGGUGGCAAGAAUAAGCUCUACCUUGAGUCUGAGGGUCUAGGCCUGAAUGUCCGUCCCGGUGAGCACAGCAAGCUGAAGUAA
This is a messenger RNA of Lithohypha guttulata, 927 nucleotides long. RefSeq names its product Prohibitin-2, subunit of the prohibitin complex (Phb1p-Phb2p) (gene PHB2). Gene Ontology annotation, cellular component: mitochondrion; membrane. The transcript has 2 exons. The coding region runs from base 1 to 927 and encodes 308 amino acids. NCBI's taxonomy places the organism in Eukaryota, Fungi, Ascomycota, Eurotiomycetes, Chaetothyriales, Trichomeriaceae. Gene Ontology annotation, biological process: mitochondrion organization. The record is from RefSeq and is a predicted model, not a curated record.